AUGGCAGCAGUGCAAGGUGCUCCUGGUAAUAAAAAUUGGCCUGCAAGACCCGGUAUGCAGCAUCAGAACAGUCAGGGCCCUGCUUCAAGUAUGACACUAAACAGGACAAUAAAUUUAUAUCCACUGACUAAUUACACAUUUGGCACGAAGGAGCCGUUGUUUGAGAAGGAUGCAUCAGUUCCCGCCAGGUUCCAGAGGAUGCGUGAAGAGUUCUCCAAGAUCGGCAUGAGGAGAUCAGUGGAAGGUGUACUGCUGGUACACGAGCACGGUCUGCCACAUGUGCUGCUAUUGCAGCUCGGUACAGCAUUUUUCAAGCUGCCCGGUGGAGAGCUCAACCCAGGAGAGGAUGAAAUUGAAGGUUUAAAAAGGUUAUUGACUGAAACGCUAGGCAGACAGGACGGAGUCAAGCAGGAGUGGCUUAUUGAGGAUACCAUCGGCAACUGGUGGAGACCGAACUUCGAGCCGCCGCAGUAUCCCUAUAUACCACCGCAUAUAACAAAACCAAAGGAACAUAAGCGAUUAUUCCUAGUACAACUACAAGAUAGGGCGUUAUUCGCUGUCCCUAAGAACUAUAAAUUAGUAGCAGCGCCAUUAUUCGAGUUGUAUGAUAACGCUCAGGGCUACGGACCAAUCAUAUCUUCAUUAUCGCAAAGUUUAUGUCGAUUCAAUUUCGUGUACAUGUAA
Spodoptera littoralis (African cotton leafworm) is the source of this 684-nucleotide messenger RNA. The record is from the annotation of a GenBank genome assembly. NCBI's taxonomy places the organism in Eukaryota, Metazoa, Arthropoda, Insecta, Lepidoptera, Noctuidae.